GGAAUCCUCUUCACCACGCUCGACUUCACCACACUCUCUGCACAUGCUGCUGCAGGACUCCGAUUCGUUUCAACUUGCAGAAAUUCAGCCGAAAUACGGUGUCCUCUAAUGACCUCACAUCCUGUUUUCCCCACUUCCUUCUGAAUGGACCGGUUUGGGACGGUCCGGUCGCAGCGCAGCGUGGAUCUCCGUAGCGUCCGCGCGUUUCUGCAAACACAUGCUGUAAGAGGAAAGAUCCGCGGAGAUAACGGGCUGCAGAGGGCAUCCGAGCAAAGUUUUAAUGCAGCGAUUUACUAUGCAACGUCUCACUUGUUGAUUCGGAUAAGAAGAGUCGUCGUUUGUUUAACGUCUACUUCCGCAAGCUCCCCAGAGCCAGGUGCAGCGAAGCAUCCCCACAUGCUUUCACUUACGUCUGUCACUGUUGCUGCACUUCUGACAGAAUGAAGACGAGGGAGGUGACGGUCAUCAACCAGGGCCUGGAGGAAGAGAUGCUCCCUGGAGUAAAGCAAACCAUGGCAUGGUAACUAUGUGCCUAUGCAGGAAGUGUGGGGGUACCGGCCCUGUCUGUGGAAGAUGGUCCUGGUGGGUGUGGGGGCUGUUUGCUCCGGUGGUCUCCUGCUGCUGCUGCUCUACUGGCUGCCUGAGUGGGCCGUCAAGGGCACCUGUACACGCACCUCGCUGAGAGACGCACACACGCUGCUGCUCAGGACGAAGGAUGAGUUCAAGCAGUGGUUUCGAGCCAAAGUACACGUGAUGUUGGCUCCAGGGAAGAAGCCCUUCGACGACUUGGACCUGCAGUCCAAAACUCAGCUACCAAAUGGAGACGGAGACCACAGCACAGAGGAGGAGCUUCAUGGAGAGUGUCUCUACGGCCCGUCUGCUCAGAUCAACUACUUCACCCACCACAGCAUGAGGUACUACUGGAAUGACGAGAUACAGAACUAUGAAUUUUAUAAAGGCCUGGAGGAUGUGAAUGUGAGCUGUGCGAGCAUCCACUCUGACCACAGCGCUGGGCUUCCUAAAGCACUGCAGGACUACAGGAGGUUGUUUUUUGGGGAGAAUGAGAUCGCGGUUAUAGUGCCAUCUCUGUUCAAGCUUCUCAUAAUGGAGGUCUUGAACCCUUUUUACAUCUUCCAACUCUUCAGUGUUAUUCUGUGGAGUGCUGAAGAUUAUUACUACUACGCCACAGCCAUAGUGCUCAUGUCUUUCAUCUCAAUAGCUACCUCACUGUACACCAUUAAAACGCAAUACGUGAUGCUGCAUGACAUGGUAGCAGCGCACAGUGUGGUCCGUGUGUCUGUGUGCAGAGGAGAUAAAGAUGUUGAACAGGCCAUGUCCACUGAUCUUGUGCCGGGAGAUGUCAUCAUUGUUCCAGCGAAUGGGAUGAUAAUGCCCUGCGAUGCCGUGCUUUCACGCGGAACCUGCAUUGUAAAUGAGAGCAUGCUGACAGGAGAGAGCGUUCCAGUCACCAAAACCAGCCUGCCCAGUUCAGGCGAGGAGGCAGCCAUGAGCUACAACACAGAGGAACACAAGAAACACACUCUAUUCUGUGGUACCCAUGUUAUCCAGACACGCUUCUACUCUGGUGAGCUGGUGAAGGCUGUUGUGGUGAGAACAGGGUUUAGCACGGAGAAAGGCCAACUGGUCCGCUCCAUCCUCUACCCUAAACCCACAGACUUCAAGCUGUACCGCGACGCUUACCUUUUCCUGCUGUGUCUGGUUGGGGUGGCGGGGGUCGGCUUCAUCUACACCAUCGUCCUCAGCAUCCUGAGCCAGGUUCCAGCGAAAACCAUCAUCGUCGAGUCUCUGGACAUCAUCACCAUUACCGUGCCCCCGGCCUUGCCGGCAGCCAUGACAGCUGGUAUUGUGUAUGCGCAGCGGCGUCUGAAGCGCAUCGGCAUUUUCUGCAUCAGUCCUCAGAGGAUCAACAUGUGUGGACAACUUAACCUGGUCUGCUUUGACAAGACUGGCACUCUCACCGAGGAUGGUUUGGACCUGUGGGGCAUUCAGAGAGCUGAAAAUGGCAGCUUUUUUCCGCCUGAGUCCGAGGCAGCUAAGGAAAGUCUGGUGAACACUGCAUUUGUGGCCUGCAUGGCAACCUGCCACUCACUGACCAAAAUAGAGGGAGAGCUCUCCGGAGACCCUUUAGACCUCAAGAUGUUCAGCGCUACGGGCUGGGUCCUAGAAGAGCCCACAGAGGAAGAGACUGCACUCCACAACCCCAUAAUGCCCACAGUCGUACGACCCCCGAAGCCAAGCGUCCCUGAAGCCAAUCAGAAUAAUCCACUGGCUCAGAACAUGGAGCUUUCUGAAUUACCAUCCCGUGAGAUCGGUAUCGUGCGUCAGUUCCCCUUCUCGUCGGCGCUGCAGAGGAUGAGUGUGGUGGUCAGGAGGUUGGGGGAUAAACACAUGGACGCCUUUUUGAAAGGGGCACCAGAGAUCGUGGCCAGCCUCUGCAAACAUCACACAGUCCCUCAGACCUUCACAGAGACUCUGGAGACCUACACUAGGCAGGGCUUCAGGGUUAUUGCCUUGGCACACCGACAGCUGGAGUCCAAACUCUCCUGGCACAAAGUCCAGAGCCUCGGCAGGGACCUGAUAGAGACCAACAUGGAGUUCCUUGGUCUGAUCAUCAUGCAGAACAAAAUUAAACAGGAGACCGCCGGUGUCCUGUGUGAACUGCGAAAAGCUAACAUUCGCACUUUGAUGGUCACAGGCGACAACAUGCUGACGGCGAUAUCGGUGGCUCGGGACUGUGGGAUGGUGUGUCCACACGACAAGGUCAUUAUAGCCGACGCUGCGCCACCCAAAGACUUCCACCCAGCUAGCAUCACGUGGCACUACACUGAAAACCCUGCUCGAACUCCUACGCACAAUCAGACUGUGGAGAUAAACCUGGAGGAAGGGAUGUAUCACUUCGCUGUGAGUGGCAGAGCCUUCGCCGUUAUCGCUGAGCACUUUCCUCAGCUGGUACCAAAGCUCAUGGUAAGGGCCACUGUGUUUGCUCGAAUGGCUCCAGACCAGAAGACUCAGCUGGUGGAAGUCCUGCAGAGCAUCGAUUACAUUGUUGGGAUGUGUGGCGAUGGUGCUAAUGACUGUGGAGCUCUGAAGAGAGCUCACAGUGGGAUUUCUCUGUCAGAGCUGGAGGCCUCAGUCGCUUCACCCUUCACCUCCUCCACCUCAAACAUCUCCUGUGUCCCCAAUCUCAUCAGGGAGGGCCGGGCUGCCCUCAUAACAUCAUUCUGCGUGUUUAAGUUCAUGGCCCUCUACAGCAUCAUCCAGUACACCACUGUCAUCUUGCUCUACUGGAUUCUCAGCAACUUGGGAGACUUCCAGUUUCUCUUCAUCGACAUCGCCAUCAUUCUCAUCAUUGCCUUUACAAUGAGCCUGAACCCGGCGUGGAAGGAGCUGGUGUGGCGUCGCCCGCCGUCCAGUCUGAUCUCCGCCCCCCUGCUCUUCUCGGUUCUGGCUCAGAUCCUCACCUGCCUGGUCUUCCAGGUCCUGGCUUUCCUCCUGGUACAGCAGCAGAGCUGGUACGAGAAAUGGACGCCUCAGUCGGAUGCCUGUAAUGUCUUCAGUGCCAAUGCCUCUGACAACAUCACCGUAACGACGCCUCACAACUCUAAAAACAUCAAGAAUUACGAGAACACCACCCUCUUCUACGUCUCCUCCUUCCAGUAUUUGGCCGUGGCCAUCAUCUUCUCCAAGGGGAAACCCUUCAGACAGCCAAGCUACAAGAACUGGCCCUUCAUGCUGUCCUGUGUCACUCUAUAUACUUUCCUCCUCUUCAUCAUGCUGUAUCCUGUUCCUGCCAUCGACAACUUCCUGGAGAUCGUGUGUGUUCCACAUGACUGGCGCGUUACUCUGGUCAUCAUUGUCGCGGUGAAUGUGGCCGUGUCUUUCCUCUUGGAGAUGUUGAUCCUUGACAUCAUCUUGUGGAGGCUUGUUUUCAGAGGCAAUCAAGGGGCAGCUCGCCCCACAGAGUCAUCCUCUGCUGACAAACUGCAGGUGGCCAAUGACUGCUGGGGCCAGUCUUUCCUGUCCUGGCUGUUCUGCCGGAGAAACAAGCCGCCGAGGACGCUGUACAAGCAGCUGGCCCUGGAGCUGCAGGAAGAUUCGGACUGGCCCCCCAAACCAUCCACUGUCACGUACGCCGUCAGCCCACCGUCAAACAUCUCGGCCCUGCUCUGACCCCCCGAACGUGGCUGCCAACCAAAGCUCAGCACAGACUAAAAACCUCAAAUUUCCCGAUACGUUAGCGCGAAUGGAGCUCAGGUGUGAGGGAAGGCCUAGCUUUCACAUAGCAACCGGCUGACACUGUGAACCACUCAUACGUAAAGUCCUCUUCCAUUUUGAGCCGUCUCAUCAAAGUGGACCCAGCACUUGCAUUUUAGCCGUACUGUCGUAUCACACUGCUGCAACUUGAGCCAGAGGAUCGUUAAAGGGAUAGUUCGGCAUUUUUUUGUGAAAUUUGCUUCCUUGUUCAAAGUUAGACGACGAGCUAACUAAUUUCUGGUCGUGGCUUUACAUUUCUAACUCUUACCAAGGAAAGAAGUGAGUGUAUUUCCUAUAAUGCCUUUAAGGUGACAGGUUGUCUUAAUAGUAACUAUAUAGGUGCCACACUACACUAAUCACUGAGCAUGUUAAAGUGUGUCAGAUUAGUCUUUCAUGUAUGACACAGUUUUUGGAAAUCAGAUUAAGAUUACCUGCUCCUUUGUACAAGGUACACGUGCCGCUUUUACUAUUCAGUGACACAUUAGCUGCAGCUAUAAAGUAAAAGUAGGACAGUGAUAGGUCACAGGAAUUCAGCACGAAGGAAGCACGAGAGACUUCUGUCUGUUGGCAAGUUUACGAACACGACUGGUACUGUAGUGUUGAAUUUCUUUAGUCGACUUGCUGAAAUUCUUCCUGUGGAAGAGAGAGGCAGAAAUGACCUUUUUUUUUUUUAAUUAUAUUACUGGUAAAACAGCCUGUGUGUGGUUGUGCGAAUGAGAGAGGAGAGGAAGAGAAUCAAAGCGAACCAUUUCCCUCGGAUGCAUUAGGAGACACUUCUGCUGCAUUUCUUUGAAAUACUGUAUGAACCUCUGCAACAAUUCCAUCGUUUAACAUGACCAAGGUACUGUACAUAGCUGAUGAUCAUUUUAGGCAGUUAAAUUAAUCGAAAGGAAUCGUUGAGACACUUGCUGCUGUGAUGAUUUUUAUAACCGUCGAUGUUAAUAUUUGAUCAUGUUUAAUGUAACGUUCUCCUGUAACUUUCUGUGUUGCUGCCGUUUACGUGUUUUUUCUAGUCGGUUUCGCAAAAUUAAAUCUGUAGCGGGAAAAAAACAAUUUUUACUGCAAAAUAGAGAAAUGUUUUUAACAGAAAUCGUAAUAGAGUAUUUGUACUUAUUUUCUCAUCUCGAAAUGUGACAAAAAAUAUUUUGUGUGUGUCGACGAAACGCUGCAGAACUUCCAUUACAUUUCCCAAUAAAUCUGUGUAUUAAGCCA
Mugil cephalus (flathead mullet) is the source of this 5487-nucleotide messenger RNA. RefSeq names its product polyamine-transporting ATPase 13A3-like. Gene Ontology annotation, molecular function: ATPase-coupled monoatomic cation transmembrane transporter activity; ATP binding; ATP hydrolysis activity. The record is from RefSeq and is a predicted model, not a curated record. NCBI's taxonomy places the organism in Eukaryota, Metazoa, Chordata, Actinopteri, Mugiliformes, Mugilidae. The transcript has 34 exons. Gene Ontology annotation, cellular component: late endosome membrane. The coding region runs from base 535 to 4191 and encodes 1218 amino acids. Gene Ontology annotation, biological process: polyamine transmembrane transport; intracellular calcium ion homeostasis.